AUUCUACUCUAUAAGAAGCGGUUUUACGAGUUACUACGUAGAAUAGUUACGACCGCUAGAUAUAAUAUUAAGAAAUUCUAUAAACGUAGGCUUCUAGGGGAAUUAUUAGCUAAGCUUAAAGAAUUAAGUAACGAUAAGAAGCUUUUAGCUACUAAGAAGUUAAACUAUAGAAAGGCCUUAAUUUAA
Molecule: messenger RNA, 186 nt
Organism: Penicillium paradoxum
Lineage: Eukaryota; Fungi; Ascomycota; Eurotiomycetes; Eurotiales; Aspergillaceae
Exons: 3
Source: RefSeq, a predicted model, not a curated record